AUGUUCUCCAAGAUCUUCUCCCUUUCUCUCCUCCUCGCUGCCGCCGUCUCAGCAGCACCCGCCUCAAAGACCGUCCGCUCCAUCCCAGACAAGACCGUCACCCUCACAGGAGUAACUCACUCCGUCAACGCCGGUCUCGGUGGUCUCCGCUUCGAUCCCGACAAUGUCGUCGCUGAAGUCGGCGACGUAGUCGAGUGGCACUUCCUCCCCGCCAACCACACCGUCGCCCAGUCCAGCUUCGGCGAGCCCUGCAAGCCCCUCGCCGACGGUACUGGUUUCUUCGCCGGCUUCAACUUUGCCACAGCUCAGGGCCAGGCUCCCGAUGUUUUCCAGAUUGUCGUGGAGGACAGCAAGCCUAUCUGGUACUACUGUGCUCAGCAGAAGGGCAACCAUUGCCAGAUGGGUAUGGUGGGUGUCAUCAACCAGAACUUUGACAACCAGGACUUCAGCCUGCGCCGGCACAAGGAACUUGCUGCUCUGACUGGUGUUUCUGUCAUUCCUCCUGUUCAGCAGGGUGGAAGUGUUAUCCCUAACCCCAACCCCAACGGUGGCUUUUAA
Messenger RNA from Fusarium pseudograminearum CS3096, 558 nucleotides. RefSeq lists its product as uncharacterized. The coding region runs from base 1 to 558 and encodes 185 amino acids. NCBI's taxonomy places the organism in Eukaryota, Fungi, Ascomycota, Sordariomycetes, Hypocreales, Nectriaceae. The record is from RefSeq and is a predicted model, not a curated record. The transcript has a single exon.